UUUUUUUUUCUCCUGUCAAAGGAAAACGGAAUGACCUCUGGGUUUGGGAUUUUCACCAAAAAAAAAAGGAAUCCACACGGGUUAGUUGGACUUAUUUUGCUCCCAAUUGUAUUAAAUUGCUAAGUUGGCGAGUAUGUGUGAGACAAAGAGGUCUACCCAUCGACAGCUAUUCUGGGGCACCGCAUAGCACAGGAGUGUAAACGACCCGCUCUGGACAAUAGGCUAUAUUGUUUCACAUAGGCUAUCCAGGGACAAAUAUGGUGCGUCUUUUAAUUUACUUUACUAUUGUUUGGACAUUCAGAGAACUGCCUGACAGUUGUAGGUGACAUGGAGAAAUGUAUUUGUUUGAUUGUGGGAUGAAUAAGUGGCGCGCGCAUUUCUCGCACGAGCGCAGGUGGAAUGAAGAGGCGCUGUAGUAAACGAGGAGAAAACGCCGAAACUGGUCGAUAUUUUUAGCAGAAGAUUGUGUUAGUCACUUCUGUGGUUUGUGGGGUUUGUUCUUCUCGCGUUCCAUUUUAAAAUGUAAAUAGGCAUGUGUGGAAUACCGCUACUCUUUUGAGGGGCAACGCUUUAAUGGGAGGAUUUUUCUCUCUGGACUACAGUUAAUCAAUUUACACACAUCACUUUCACUUGAAAACCCAUUUUCGCGUGGAUAUUCAUCGUCGAGCAGAAGAAUGCCCGAGGAGUUUUCCGCAGCCAAAGCCCUCUACAUGGGCAUGGAGGUGGUGAUCGCCGUGUCAUCCGUGAUAGGAAACGUGAUGGUGGUUUGGGCAGUAAAAAUUAAUAAAUCUCUGAGAGAUACUACAUUUUCCUUCAUUGUUUCUCUGGCGCUCGCGGACAUUGCAGUAGGAGCGCUGGUCAUCCCACUGGCGAUAACUAUAAGUAUCGGACUCCAGACUCACUUCUACAGCUGUCUGCUGGUGGCGUGCACGGUGCUGGUUCUGACCCAAAGUUCGAUCCUCGCUUUGCUCGCUAUAGCCAUCGACCGAUACCUGAGGGUCAAGAUCCCAACCAGUUAUAAGCGAGUGGUCACUCCCAAACGAGCUAGAAUUGCAGUAUUCAUGUGUUGGACGGUGGCCUUCAUAAUUGGCUUGACUCCCAUGCUGGGCUGGAACAAUUUACACAACCUGCAACGUAACAACCGCUCACUCGGCCCUGACCUCAGCAUCACCUGCCAGUUUGAGAACGUCAUCAGCAUGGAGUACAUGGUCUACUUCAACUUCUUUGGUUGGGUGCUUCCCCCUCUUCUUUUCAUGCUCAUCAUUUACUCUGAGAUCUUCUACAUGAUCCACAAGCAGCUGAAUAAGAAGGUGUCCAGCCACUCUGAACCGAACAAGUAUUACGACAAAGAACUGAAGCUGGCGAAGUCUCUGGCACUAGUCCUUUUCCUGUUCGCCGUUAGCUGGCUCCCUCUCCACAUCAUGAACUGCAUCACGCUCUUCUGUCCGAAGUAUGAGAAGCCCAUGUUCCUAAUUUAUAUAGCCAUUCUGCUCUCGCAUGGCAACUCUGCAGUCAACCCCAUCGUUUACGCUUUCCGCAUCAACAAAUUUCGUACAGCGUUCCAGAGGAUCUGGAAACAGUACCUCUGCUGCAAGGAGGCUCCUCCUCCUGACAGCCAGCCAAGCGAGAGACUGGAUAACAAUCACUAUAUCGCCGCCGCCACUGCUCGUGCAGACCCUGCUUUGGAACAUAACGUCUGAAUGACUUCCCAGCAUCCUCUGGGGAGCUUGAAUGCCUUCUGCUGGCUGGACAGCCAAAGCUGUCAAGUCUCGGUUUGUCUCUUUUGAAUGUAAAUCAGAGCUCACCACAGACUGUUCUGGCUGAAAUGUCCAUUUAUUGAAAUGAGACCACAUCGCUCAUAAAAGAAGACAAAGUUCAUAGGG
Molecule: messenger RNA, 1883 nt
Organism: Rhinichthys klamathensis goyatoka
Lineage: Eukaryota; Metazoa; Chordata; Actinopteri; Cypriniformes; Leuciscidae
Gene: adora1b
Product: adenosine A1 receptor b
Exons: 2
Coding region: 675-1700 (341 amino acids)
Biological process (GO): G protein-coupled adenosine receptor signaling pathway
Cellular component (GO): dendrite; membrane; synapse
Molecular function (GO): G protein-coupled adenosine receptor activity
Source: RefSeq, a predicted model, not a curated record